Messenger RNA from Thamnophis sirtalis, 4531 nucleotides. The record is from RefSeq and is a predicted model, not a curated record. NCBI's taxonomy places the organism in Eukaryota, Metazoa, Chordata, Lepidosauria, Squamata, Natricidae.
CUCAGCGCUUCGAUCCAAGAUGGCGGCGCUGAGCAGCAGCGGCAGCGCUGAGGGGGCAUCGCUUUUCAACGGGGACAUGGAACCCGAGCCGCCUCCGCCCGGGCCCUCCUACGCCGCGGGUAGCGGCAGCGCCGGAGGCGACUCUGCCAUCCCGGAGGAGGUGUGGAAUAUCAAACAGAUGAUUAAGUUAACCCAAGAACAUAUAGAAGCUCUACUAGACAAAUUUGGAGGAGAACACAAUCCACCCUCGAUCUAUUUGGAGGCAUACGAGGAAUACACCAGCAAGUUAGAUGCAUUACAACAGAGAGAGCAACAGUUGUUGGAAUCAAUGGGAAAUGGAACUGAUUUCUCUGUCUCCAGUUCUGCCUCAACAGAAACAGUUACUUCAUCUUCUUCUUCUAGUCUUUCUGUAGCACCUUCAUCUCUCUCUGUGUAUCAGAAUCCUAUAGAUUUAUCACGGAGUAACCCUAAAUCUCCACAGAAGCCUACUGUUAGAGUUUUCCUACCCAACAAACAGAGGACUGUGGUUCCAGCACGAUGUGGAGUAACAGUCCGGGAGAGUCUAAAGAAAGCUUUGAUGAUGCGAGGUCUUAUCCCAGAGUGCUGUGCUGUUUACCGUAUACAGGAUGGGGAAAAGAAGCCCAUUGGUUGGGACACAGACAUUUCCUGGUUGACGGGAGAAGAACUACAUGUGGAAGUCUUGGAGAAUGUGCCUCUUACGACACAUAAUUUUGUACGGAAGACAUUCUUCACUUUAGCGUUUUGCGACUUCUGUAGAAAGUUGCUUUUCCAGGGAUUCCGUUGCCAGACCUGUGGUUACAAAUUUCAUCAGCGUUGCAGUACUGAAGUGCCACUAAUGUGUGUGAAUUAUGAUCAGCUUGACUUACUUUUUGUCUCCAAAUUCUUUGAACAUCAUCCAAUACCACAAGAAGAGACCUCUGUAGGGGACACCACACCAGCAUCUGGAUUAUACCCUUCAGUGGCCCUUUCAGAUUCUUUUGGGCCACCAGUUCUCCCUAGUCCAUCUCCUUCAAAAUCCAUUCCAAUACCUCAGCCAUUCCGACCUGCAGAUGAAGACCAUCGAAAUCAGUUUGGUCAACGUGAUCGCUCGUCAUCUGCCCCCAACGUGCACAUCAAUACAAUAGAGCCGGUCAAUAUUGAUGACUUGAUUAGAGAACAAGGGUUGCGAGGAGAGGGAGGCUCAACAACAGGAUUGUCUGCCACACCACCUGCGUCUUUACCUGGAUCUCUCACUAAUGUGAAAGCAUUACAGAAAUCCCCAGGGCCUCAGAGAGAGAGGAAGUCCUCGUCAUCUUCUGAAGACCGAAAUAGAAUGAAAACCCUUGGUCGACGAGAUUCAAGUGAUGACUGGGAGAUAGCAGAUGGCCAGAUCACAGUUGGACAAAGGAUAGGCUCUGGUUCAUUUGGGACAGUCUAUAAAGGGAAAUGGCACGGUGAUGUUGCAGUGAAAAUGUUGAACGUUACAGCUCCCACCCCUCAGCAGCUACAGGCUUUUAAAAAUGAAGUAGGAGUUCUCAGGAAAACACGACAUGUGAAUAUAUUACUUUUCAUGGGUUAUUCAACAAAGCCACAACUGGCUAUAGUUACACAGUGGUGUGAAGGGUCCAGUCUUUAUCACCAUCUACACAUCAUUGAGACUAAAUUUGAAAUGAUCAAGCUGAUUGAUAUUGCACGCCAGACAGCACAAGGAAUGGAUUACUUGCAUGCCAAGUCUAUCAUCCACAGAGACCUCAAGAGUAAUAAUAUAUUUCUUCAUGAAGAUCUCACGGUAAAAAUAGGUGAUUUUGGUCUAGCAACAGUAAAGUCUCGAUGGAGUGGAUCCCACCAGUUUGAACAGUUGUCUGGAUCUAUUCUAUGGAUGGCACCUGAGGUUAUUAGGAUGCAAGAUAAAAAUCCAUAUAGCUUUCAAUCAGAUGUGUAUGCAUUUGGAAUUGUCCUUUAUGAACUGAUGACUGGGCAGUUGCCAUAUUCCAACAUCAACAAUAGGGACCAGAUUAUAUUUAUGGUAGGACGAGGUUAUCUUUCUCCGGAUCUCAGCAAAGUGCGAAGCAAUUGUCCCAAAGCCAUGAAGAGACUAAUGGCAGAAUGCUUGAAAAAAAAGAGAGAUGAAAGGCCUCUCUUCCCCCAGAUCCUUGCAUCUAUUGAGCUUCUGGCCCGGUCAUUGCCAAAAAUUCACCGCAGCGCAUCUGAACCCUCCUUAAACCGGGCUGGUUUCCAAACAGAGGAUUUUAGCUUAUAUGCGUGCACGUCUCCAAAAACACCUAUCCAGGCAGGGGGAUACGGUGGGUUUUUGGUAAACUGAAAACAAAUUGAGAAUGAUUUCUAAUUCCAUUAAGCUAUUUAAAAUCAUUGACAAAGAUGGACUGACUAAGGACUUAUCUAAUCUUGGGCUUUCAGUUUGCUCAGAUUAGCUAUCUGUUGCUGGCAACAGAGGGUCCUCAGAAUUGCCAUCCUAGACAAGCUCAUGAAUGCCUCUUCAUUAAAAAGAUUUUCAGAAACUAAUAUGUACCCGUUUGUGUUUGGGUUAUAGGUGAAAUGUUUCUUUUUUGUUUGUUUCAUUGUUGUAGUUUAAUUUGAUUCUAGAGUUUUGUGUUUGCAUUUUAAAAGUAUUUUGUCAUUAGAUAGCAACAAUUUUAAGUCAGCAAUAUUGAUGGCAAUGCAAAAAAAAGUAAGGUAAAAGAGUAUAAAAACCAGGUGCCUCUUGAUUUAUUUGGCAGAGUUGAGCAAAUAUCACAGAAUAUCAAGGCGCUGAUCAGUAGUAUGUGUUUUUUUAACUUCCUGCUCACCCAAAACAAUUUUUUGUUAAUACAGAAGUCUUUAUUUUCUUUUGACAUUUCUGUUGACUAACACUACCUUUAUCUGUGUGAAACUACCCGAGUUAUGUCCCUUUGCACUAGUUCCCUUAGGUGUGUAGAGCAUCAUGAAGCUAAUAUACUUGAAGGGGCUUUAAAAAGCAGAAAGCAAAACAGAAAUAUGUCUUGUUUUUGUCUCUACAAUUGUGUGUUGAAAUGGCUGCUAUGUAUUAAAACAAUGAUGCCCAUAAUGGGGUAAACUAGUCUUGUAAAAGCAGAGUGGUAAACUUUAAAAGUUGUUUAAAGGUGGGAUAUACAAGUUUUACCACCAGUCUCAAAAGUCAAUGGCUUUGCUGUUGUUGCUCAAUAUUUUGUAGGUUUAUGUUUCUUCUAAAAUCUCCUUUCUGUGGAGAAAAUGUUUCAUGCUUUUGUAUGGAAUUUAUCCAGCUAAAUUCAGAUCUCCAGUAAAAGCAAAUUGUAAUCCAGGGUUUCUUGGACAGAAUUCUUCCAUUUUCUCUUUUUUUUAAAAUGAUAUUUUGUGCUGGAAUAUCUAGUUCAAAAAGUAAAUCCUCAUAUGGCCAUUGUUACAUUGCCCUUAGCUUAAAUAAUAAUCUUUGUUAUUUUCAGCAUUGAACUUUUAGUCUAGAUCUGCUUUUCUCAAUUUUAUGCCCUCUUAAGAUCUCCAAGAUAAAUCUCGGAGACAGGAAAACUGAGAAAGGUUCCAGGUGGAUUGAUAUUUGAUGUACUUUAUUGUUCAUGACAAAGAAUUGGGUACCUUCCUAUAUCUCUUAGCAGCUGCCUUACUUUUUCUGUUUGGUAGAAGCAUUUGAUUUUCCAACAUAAUAUAACAAUGAUCUUGUUGAUUUCUGAGAGUUGCAAUCCUAACAAAUGUGGGGUUUGGAUAAGGCAAGCAUUGCUCUCAGAGAUUGGGAGAUAGGUAGCAUAACCUUGUGCUAAUAAAAUAGCAUUACUUUUUAAUUAUGCUUGCUAGGAGGAGGGAGAUAUUUCCAUAGUAGGCAGCCCUCUGUGGCGUAUCAAAUGGCCACUUAGACCUGGAGCCACCUGUCUUAAGAAAGGGCCCCUUUCUGACCCUUUCUUAUAUUUUGUAUGUAGUUGGUUUGAGAUAGUAGUAAAAAGUUGCUCAAGGUUUUAAAAAAACCCUCUAUAGCAGAAUAAAAUUUACAUCACUACCUGUUUGGGAUUAUUGAUGGCAUGCACUAGCAUGUUCCUUCCUUGUUGGACCUAUUUAAUUUAUAAAAGAAAGUUAAAGUGGCAAAUCAUCUCUCACAGCAGUUGCAAACCUCUAUUCUUUAGCAACAUUGAACAGUGAUAGUUCAAAAUAACAAUUGCAACUAAGCAAAGAAUAAAAGGAAAGACACUUGGUAUGUUUAUCAGAAGUUGUUGGGAGUUAGUAGCAAGAGGUCUGGUAUCUCAACAUUUUGGCUGCUUCUAAUCAUGCAACAGUCAUCCAGCUUUGCUUUUGGUUUUGUUUUGUUUUUUCUCAUGACAUUUUACAGUACAUAUAUUAAAUUUAUAUUGCCCUUCAUUUUCUUAUAUCAGCUAAGAAUUUUUUAUUGAAAUAUUGGCAGUUUUUGAUUCCAGGUCAGUUUCCCAUGUCUGUUUAGUGAACAGGACAUACCCUGUCUUACUUUCUUUUGAGCCCCGAAAUAAGCACUUGGCCUUAUUUCCAGGGAGGUCUUAAUAUUUUUGAGAUGCAG